UAAUCUUACAACCAUAUUCAUCUAACAAAUUAAUGAUAAGGUGUAUGAGUGCAUUAGUAUAUAUAUAUACAAGUCAUGUUCAUUUCACUUACUGAGCAAAAAUAUUAAGUUUCUAAACAGUUCCCCCAGUUAAUUCACAAUGUUAGCAUUAUCUCCUCCUGUAUUUCCAACCUUUGGGUGGCCCUUAGAGGACCCCAUAAGCCAUGACCAUAUCUCUUACUUCUCUAGAGAAAUUCAGCCUAUUACUGCCACUACUGCUACAGCUGCUGCUAUUGCUGCUUCUCUUCCAUCUCAUGAUCAGCAAGAAUUAGUUUUAGAGCUUGCUAAUCAACAAUCUACAUCCUUCAGGUCUUAUAACAGUUGUGGUGAUCCUAACAUGGUCAAGAAGCUUAAUCAUAAUGCAAGCGAAAGGGAUCGCCGCAAGAAGAUGAACACUCUCUAUUCUUCCCUCCGAUCACUUCUUCCGGCCUCCGAUCAAAUGAAGAAGCUGAGCAUACCUGCCACAAUUUCCAGGGUGUUGAAGUACAUACCAGAACUACAACAACAAUUGGAGAGAUUCGUCCAAAGGAAAGAAGAACUAUUACUGAGAAUAUCUAAGCAGAAUCAUAUUAUUAAUCCCCAAAUAAACCAAAGAAAAGGCACUACUCACAGCACCUUAUCAGUAGUAUCAGCUAAUCAAAUUAGUGACAAAGAAGUUGUUAUUCAAGUUUCUACUUACAAUAAUACUAUCCAUACAAGUCCAUUAUCAGAAAUCUUGCUUCUUCUGGAGGAGGAAGGCCUUCUUCUGAUUAAUUCUUCCUCCUUUGAGUCCUUUGGAGGCAGGGUCUUCUACAAUUUACAUCUUCAGGUUGAUGGAACUUAUAUAUUGGAGUGUGAUGCUUUAAGCGAGAAGCUUGCAGCUUUAUAUGAGAGAGACGGGUUAUUUCCAUGAAAUUUAUAUUAUUUAACAAUUUAGAUAUUAAUGAAAUGUACAAAAUUUUUAUUAUCAUAUUUCUGUAUUUCUUUUUGGAACAAGGAUGAAUCGUUCACUCAAUUUUCCACA
Ricinus communis (castor bean) is the source of this 1042-nucleotide messenger RNA. Its product is annotated as transcription factor ORG2. Gene Ontology annotation, biological process: regulation of transcription by RNA polymerase II. The transcript is spliced from 3 exons. Gene Ontology annotation, molecular function: RNA polymerase II transcription regulatory region sequence-specific DNA binding; protein dimerization activity; DNA-binding transcription factor activity, RNA polymerase II-specific. The record is from RefSeq and is a predicted model, not a curated record. Bases 140 to 931 code for a protein of 263 amino acids. Gene Ontology annotation, cellular component: RNA polymerase II transcription regulator complex. NCBI's taxonomy places the organism in Eukaryota, Viridiplantae, Streptophyta, Magnoliopsida, Malpighiales, Euphorbiaceae.